Molecule: messenger RNA, 527 nt
Organism: Macaca mulatta (Rhesus monkey)
Lineage: Eukaryota; Metazoa; Chordata; Mammalia; Primates; Cercopithecidae
Source: RefSeq, a predicted model, not a curated record
AUGCCAGCACUUUGGGAGGCUGACACAGAAGGACUACUUGAGCUCAGGAGUUGUGUGCGCUGCUUCACCUGCAGCAAGACUGUGGGCAACACGUGGGAGGCCUACCUGGGGCUGCUGCAGGCCAAGUACACUGAUAGGGACGCCCUGUGCCUGAAGCACUACAGCCACUGCUGCAUGCUGCUGGCCCACGUGGACCUGAUCCAGAAGCUGCUCAAUUAUGCCCUCCUGGGGAAGUGACCUCGCUGGACCCACCCACCUGCCGUGCUGACCAUGGGCAGUCGCUGUCUUGCCCUGAGUUCACUAAACUGAGAUGUCGGGGUCCCGGGAGCAAUUGCUGACCAUAGUGCGUGGAUGUGUGUACCUCACUCUGGAAGGGACCAUCCAGUAAGUCUUUCAGGAAAAAAAAUGUACACCAAAUCAUGUUGCAUCUUCCCUUUGGGGAGUGAGGACAGGUUCUCGCUCUCAAGCUGGGGUGCAGUGGUGCGAUCACAGCUCAUUGCAGCCUUAACCUCUUGGGCUCAAACAAU